GAGAGCACGCUAAAACUUAGAGCCUUAGCAAUUCGGAGCCCUAUCGACACGGCAAACAUGGCUGUCUCCAAAAUGGUCCUGCUUUUGGCCGUAGUGCUGGUCGUCACCCUUUGCAUAACCUCCACUACCGGACAGCGAGGGGUUGGUGGCAACUUCAGACCUGGAGGAGGUGGUGGUGGCAACUUCAGACCUGGAGGAGGUGGUGGUGGCAACUUCAGACCUGGGGGAGGGGGAGGUGGUUCCUACCGACCUGGAGGAGGAGGUGGUCCUUUCCGACCGGGAGGAGGAGGUGGAGGUCGUCCCUUCCGACCUGGAGGAGGAGGUGGUGGUCCCUUCCGGCCUGGAGGAGGAGGAGGAGGUCGUCCACACGGGAUUGGAUAACCUUUAUAAGAAGCAUCCUUGAAGGAGCCGCGCUUUUUCAAGAAAACACCAGGAUCAAAAGACUCAUUAUGUAUGUUUUAUGUCUCUGAAUUUGAGAGAUAUAAUCAUCUGUUUUCAGCCCUCGCCUGUGUUGUUUACUGCAUUCAUAAACGGGAUAUAACAAUAAAUGCAGAAAUAAAAACAUGGAAUUUCGCUCUG
Ixodes scapularis (black-legged tick) is the source of this 579-nucleotide messenger RNA. RefSeq names its product translation initiation factor IF-2. The coding region runs from base 58 to 381 and encodes 107 amino acids. The transcript has 2 exons. The record is from RefSeq and is a predicted model, not a curated record. NCBI's taxonomy places the organism in Eukaryota, Metazoa, Arthropoda, Arachnida, Ixodida, Ixodidae.